AUGGGGAGCGUUCUCGAUAAAAACUCUUCUCAAGUGAGGAAGCGCAUUGAAUCUCACACCUUUGAAGAUGAAGGCGGAGAAGAGUACGAUGCCAGUUCCUUCAAUGGUUUCGGCGACUACUUUAGGCGCAAGAAGAUCAAACUCCAAAAUCUGGAUGCCGAGAUGCGCGAGUCAUCAGACAAGCCUCAGAUCUUCAAGGGCAUCGUCGCACACGUUACUGGCUACACUCAACCACCUUUGCAUGUCCUUCAUCGCGAGAUUGUGCAGCAUGGCGGUGGAUUUCUCCAAUACUUGGACUCCAAGACCAUGGCCACUCACAUCAUUGCCUCAACACUGCCCCCCAAAAAGUCUGUUGACUUUAGUCGAUAUCGGAUUGUCAAGCCCACAUGGAUCAUGGAGUCAAUCGAGGCCGGACAGCUCCUCCCUUGGUCCAAUUAUCGUGUCUUGGACGAAGGACCCAGGCAAAAGGUGCUCAAAUUCGACAGCAGUGGCGGUCUCACACAAUCAACUCCCCGUCCAAAGCAGGGCUACCGAGAACAGACGGACGGCAGCUUUUACACCAGCCAGCUUAAAGCCGCAUCACUACCCAGCCAAGCGCUUAGUGAGCUUGCCGAGAAGGCGCAAACUCCAGUACGGCCACCAGCCGGCGUUUCGCCUAUUACGCCAAACACAAUGGAUAUCGACAGUCCAUCUUCUGAGAGGCUAAGCACGCCUCUGGGGCGAUUAUCACGAGAAUCAUUGCCACUAGGGUCGAAAGAUGCUGGGUUUGCAGAAGAGGGCCUAGGUGCGACGGAAGCAGACAGUCCUUCUAUGUCUGCAAAGCAAACCAAAGCCCCAGACACAUCAAAACCAAUGACUUCAGAGGAGCACAAUGCAUGGUUACUGUCUGAUCCUCGGUUACGAAAGUCGUCAACCGCCAACCCCGAUUUUUUAAAGCAGUUCUAUUCGGAGAGCCGAUUACACCAUCUCUCCACUUGGAAAGCAGAACUGAAGUCAAAGAUGCAGCGACUCGCUGCGGAAAAGGGUCUUUCAGGUAUCAAGAUCAAAAGACGGCCUGGCUCAAGACGAUAUGUUAUGCAUGUCGACUUUGACAGCUUCUUCUGUGCGGUUUCCCUAAAAAAGCACCCAGAGUACAGCGACAAACCGACCGUUGUCGCACACGGCACAGGAUCAGGAUCCGAGAUCGCAAGUUGCAACUAUCCAGCCAGAGAAUUCGGUGUCAAAAAUGGCAUGUGGAUGAAGUCGGCACUUGAAAAGUGCCCCAAUUUGAAGGUUCUGCCCUACGACUUUCCUGCGUACGAAGAAGCAAGCCGCCAGUUCUAUGAAUCGAUUAUGAGCGUAGGCGGAUUGGUACAAAGCGUCAGCAUUGAUGAAGCUCUAGUCGAUAUUACUUCCAUCGUGAUGACGAAUACCGGUUCUCAAGGCACUGGACAAGAUGGUGGGAACAUCAGCAGAGAACGUGACAUGGCAGACAGCCUUGCCAGAGGCCUUCGUGAAAAGGUCAAGUCGCAGACGGGCUGUCAUGUUUCCGUUGGAAUUGGCGCAAAUAUCCUACAGGCCAAAGUAGCCCUGAGAAAAGCGAAACCUGCGGGACAGUACCAAGUGAAACCAGAGGAGCUACUUGAUCUGAUUGGAGACCUGAAAGUUGAGCAGCUCCCUGGAGUCGCUCGGAGUAUUGGUGGCAAACUUGAAGAAAUCGGCAUCGUUCACGUCAAAGACAUGCGAGAUUUAUCAAAAGAGCGUCUGACAACAGUGCUUGGCCCAAAGACGGGCGAAAAGCUCUGGGAAUACGCCCGCGGUAUCGACCAAACGGAGGUCGGAGAGCAACCACCACGCAAAUCGGUUUCAGCAGAAGUCAGCUGGGGCAUUCGGUUUGUCAACCAAGCGGAGGCCGAGGAGUUUAUAUAUAACCUCUGCAAAGAACUCGAAAGGCGGCUCUUGAACGAGCAGGUCAAGGGCAAGCAGUUGACCAUGAAGAUCAUGAGAAGGUCGAUGGAUGCACCUCUUGAUCCUGCAAAGCAUCUAGGUCACGGCAAAUGCGAUACCUUCAACAAAAGCAUCACCUUUGGUGUUCCCACCAACAGCUAUCAAACCAUUGGCAAAGAAGCCAUUGCAGUACUGCGGUCCUUCAAGUUCAGCCCCGGCGAUCUUCGUGGACUCGGAGUACAAAUGACGAAACUCGAAGCUAUCAAAGCGAACGCAGGAGCACCGGAUGGAAGUCAGAAGAAACUUGUCUUUACUGCUUUUGCGAAACCGUCUCCCGCCAGGAAGCCGUCUACGACAGAGCAGAUUGAUGAGAUAGACAGCCCAGAGAAGCCAAAGAGCACGCCAAACCGUGAGGUCCAGCUGGACCCGAUUGCUGAUGAUCCCUUGACACCUCGAAAGCAAAGGAUACACCCUGCUAUGGCUCUUGCCAGGGCCAGUCAAGAUGAUGCGAAAGCAAAGACUCCUCUCAAUAUUUCUGGGACGCAGUUCAUUAUCCCAAGCAACGCAGAUCCCUCUAUCCUUGCAGAACUGCCGAGUGACAUCCGCAGCAAACUCAUGGCACAAAAGUCGAGAGCAGCCGAGGUUCGCGCUGAGUCUCCCGCAUUGAAGUCGAGGUCUCAGAGCCCGAUGCCGCUCGACAUGAUGCCGUCUCAAGUCGAUCCUGAGGUGUUCAAUGCACUACCCGAUGAUAUGAAGGCUGAGAUUCUCGCUACCUACGGGCAACAGCCAAGGCAGACCACUCCACGUCAGUCCCCCAGGAAAGACCGCACUAUCCAGCCAAAGAAGCCCAGUACACCUACGAAACGAGGUGGCGCGAGAGGCUUGUUUAGCAAGGCUCAGCGGCAAAAGGAUGCCCAGGCUGGUCUGUUGCAGACUAAUUUCCGAGCUGCGGCUUCUGUGGGCGACGCCUUUGAGGAGGAAAUCGAAGAACUCGACCCAGAGUUCCUCUCGGAACUACCAGAAGACGUGCGAAAAGAAGUACUUGCUGAUCAUCGGCGCCGGAAACUGGCCCAACAAUCAGGACUUGAUGCUCCCUCGCGGAAGCAGAAUACUCCUGAUCCCGAGGGGCUACUGCCAGGUGGCCAGCGUAGAAUUCAGUUCGCCCCAGUGCCACGCAAGGUCACAUUUCCAGGUUUAGGGGUCAGUUCUACUCGAGAGGUCAAAGACAUGCUAGACGCAUGGCACGGCGAGACGAGGAAGGAAGGGCCUCACCGAAGAGAUGUUGAAGUUCUGGAAAAGUUUCUUGUGCGAGUGAUUCAGGAAGAGCGCGACUUGGAGAAGGCAACCAAGUUGGUCAAGUGGUUGGAUGUUCUUGUGGAACAAGAUGGCCGAGAUGGAAGAGGCCAGGAGUCUUGGAGACGGUCAGUUCAGAGUGUCAAGGAUGCUGUUCAGGGUGCAGUGAAGCAGCGAGGCAUGGCUCCCCUGAAGCUGUGA
Fusarium keratoplasticum is the source of this 3420-nucleotide messenger RNA. RefSeq names its product DNA repair protein REV1. Gene Ontology annotation, molecular function: deoxycytidyl transferase activity; damaged DNA binding; DNA-directed DNA polymerase activity. NCBI's taxonomy places the organism in Eukaryota, Fungi, Ascomycota, Sordariomycetes, Hypocreales, Nectriaceae. Gene Ontology annotation, cellular component: nucleus. The transcript has 2 exons. The coding region runs from base 1 to 3420 and encodes 1139 amino acids. Gene Ontology annotation, biological process: error-prone translesion synthesis; error-free translesion synthesis. The record is from RefSeq and is a predicted model, not a curated record.